GCUAGAAGUUUCACGCUUUAAACUCAAUUCCCGAUGGCUGCUAAGGCACUUUAACAGUAUCAUUCAAUCUCCACUUUUCUCGAUCACACUCUUCGGAAUUAAGACGAACCAAGAACAGGCACGGGCCCACACAGACACAUGCCGCCCUUAAGCUCCACACAAUUGAAGUCACAUGCUGAUUUUGAUCAUCAAGAACUUCCAACACGAGCAACAUAUGCUUCGAUCACUUAUUCACACUUCUAGAUCAGCAAUAAAGACAUCAAACAAAACAUUCAUUCCCGCUUUACAAUUCAGAUCACAUACAACCGCAAUGGCUGCUGCACCACUACAAUUGAACGCUUUACAAGGUGUUGAAGCUGCAAAAAGAGCGGCUGCUUAUGCUGCAGUGGAUAAUCAUGUUAAACCUGAACAUCAAAUCAUCGGAAUCGGAUCGGGAUCUACUGUUCCUUAUGUAGUAGAAAGGAUUGUACAGCAAGGUCCAAAAGUUAACACAAAUCGAUGGUUCGUUCCAACUGGCUUUCAAUCAAAAGAACUUAUUGUUAAAAAUGGUUUAAAAUUGGGUGAUGUGGAUUCAUUUCCUGAAAUUGAUGUAACAAUUGACGGAGCCGAUGAUGUGGAUUCCAACUUGAACGCAAUCAAAGGAGGCGGUGCAUGUCAAUUACGUGAAAAAGUAUUAGCAGAAGCAGCAAAGACUUUCAUCAUCGUAGCAGAUUUCCGUAAAAAUGGUGAAAUCCUCGGUCAAGGAUGGAAACAAGGUGUUCCAAUCGAAGUAGCAGAAUUUGCAUGGAGUAAAGUACAAAGACAAUUGGUUAAAUUGGGAAGCACAAAUGCCGCUCUUCGAAUGGGAAAAGCCAAAGCUGGACCAGUGGUAACGGAUAACGGUAACUUUGUGAUCGAUGCACAAUUUGAUGAAAAGUUUAUGAAGCAACCUGAUGAAUUACUCAAGACGAUCAAACUUUUGACAGGUGUGAUCGAAGUUGGAUUAUUUACGAACAUGUGUCAAGCAGCUUAUUUUGGAAAUGAAGAUGGAACAAUCACAGCUAAAGAAAUUGGAGGAAAGGUGCAAAAAGGAAUCACUUUCGAUGUUUCUAGGAAUCCCAUCGUUUCAUGAAUGAUAAAUGUAAUUAAAUCGGAAUAUAAUCAUCAUCAUUAAAGAAU
Meira miltonrushii is the source of this 1158-nucleotide messenger RNA. RefSeq names its product putative RKI1-D-ribose-5-phosphate ketol-isomerase. The record is from RefSeq and is a predicted model, not a curated record. Bases 311 to 1111 code for a protein of 266 amino acids. Gene Ontology annotation, biological process: D-ribose metabolic process; pentose-phosphate shunt, non-oxidative branch. NCBI's taxonomy places the organism in Eukaryota, Fungi, Basidiomycota, Exobasidiomycetes, Exobasidiales, Brachybasidiaceae. The transcript has a single exon. Gene Ontology annotation, cellular component: intracellular membrane-bounded organelle. Gene Ontology annotation, molecular function: ribose-5-phosphate isomerase activity.